CGGGGCAGAAGGGCGACCCCACUCCACGGCGGUGGGGGUUCGUAGCCCCAGCCCCCGGCCCAGGCAAUGUGGGGCCCUCCGGGUGCCGAGGCGUGCGUGGCGGCGCUCGGAGGCGUGCUCUUUUUGCUGUUCUUCGCGUUUGGGAUCCGCCAGCUACUGAAGCAGAGGCGGCCCACUGGCUUCCCUCCCGGGCCGUCGGGGCUGCCAUUUAUCGGCAACAUCUACUCGCUGGCCGCCUCAGGCGAGCUGCCCCACGUCUACAUGAGAAAGCAGAGCCAGGUGUACGGCGAGAUCUUCAGUUUAGAUCUUGGAGGAAUAUCAACUGUGGUUUUAAAUGGCUAUGAUGUAGUAAAAGAAUGCCUUGUUCAUCAAAGUGAGAUUUUUGCAGACAGACCAUGCCUUCCUUUAUUCAUGAAGAUGACAAAAAUGGGAGGCUUACUUAAUUCCAGAUAUGGUCGAGGAUGGAUUGAUCACAGAAGAUUAGCUGUAAAUAGCUUUCGCUAUUUUGGAUAUGGUCAAAAGUCUUUUGAAUCUAAAAUCUUAGAAGAAACCAAAUUUUUUAUUGAUGUUAUUGAAACAUACAAAGGUAGACCUUUUGACUUGAAACAAUUAAUAACAAAUGCUGUUUCAAACAUAACCAAUCUGAUCAUUUUUGGAGAACGAUUCACUUAUGAAGACACUGAUUUUCAGCACAUGAUUGAGUUAUUCAGUGAAAAUGUGGAACUGGCUGCCAGUGCCUCCGUCUUCCUGUAUAAUGCCUUUCCAUGGAUUGGCAUCUUACCUUUUGGAAAACAUCAACAGCUAUUUAGAAAUGCAGCUGUGGUCUAUGAUUUUCUCUCCAGGCUUAUUGAAAAAGCUUCCAUCAACAGAAAGCCUCAGUUACCUCAGCAUUUCGUUGAUGCUUAUUUGGAUGAGAUGGAUCAAGGUAAAAAUGACCCAUCAUCUACUUUCUCCAGAGAAAAUCUUAUUUUUUCCGUGGGUGAACUCAUCAUUGCUGGAACCGAAACUACAACCAAUGUGCUACGGUGGGCAAUUCUUUUCAUGGCCCUUUAUCCUAACAUUCAAGGACAAGUUCAGAAAGAGAUCGAUUUAAUUAUGGGACCCACUGGGAAGCCUUCUUGGGAUGACAAAUGCAAAAUGCCUUAUACCGAGGCAGUUUUGCAUGAAGUUUUAAGAUUCUGUAAUAUAGUGCCAUUAGGGAUUUUCCACGCAACCUCUGAAGAUGCAGUCGUACGCGGUUAUUCCAUUCCUAAAGGCACGACAGUAAUUACCAAUCUUUAUUCUGUACACUUUGAUGAAAAGUACUGGAGAAACCCAGAAAUAUUCUAUCCUGAGCGUUUUCUGGACAGCAGUGGCUAUUUUGCCAAGAAAGAAGCUUUGGUUCCUUUUUCCUUGGGGAGAAGACACUGUCUUGGAGAACAGCUGGCUCGGAUGGAAAUGUUCCUGUUUUUUACAACAUUGCUUCAGAGGUUUCACCUGCAUUUUCCACAUGAACUGGUUCCAGAUCUGAAGCCCAGAUUAGGCAUGACAUUGCAACCCCAGCCCUACCUCAUCUGUGCAGAAAGGCGCUGAAAGUGCGUGGAUGUUUUCUGGGAAAAGGCUAUCUGGUUGCCUUUUACCUCUGAACCUUGUUUAUCUAAUCAGUGUGCGCGUUUGGACAAAAAUCACAGCAUCAUAAAGCCAAAUGAACACAGGUGUGUCUUUGAAAACAGUACUAAAGCAAUAAUAAGCAUUAGCUACGUUUUUUUUAAGCUUUUAUGACUUCUAAGGCAGAAUUAUCUGUGGAGGAAAACAAAGGUGCAAAUGACAGGUGUUGCUUAAGUAAGAAGGGCCGUGGAUGCCCCAAGCAGAGCCUGACUUUUCAGCCUCUUGUUGAACACCACGUACUUCUCAUCCUUUCUUAACUCCAUCUUGCUCUGGUCCUGGGGUCCCUGUUUCCAAAUGCCAAUGCCAGCCCCCUUCUGAUCAGGUAUCAUCAUUAAUGGGUAGUGUGGUAUGCGUCCAGUUUAAUAGAGGACUAAAGGAGAAAUUAGAACCCAGAUAAAGGAGUUUGGAGUACAGAGGUAUUUUAGACAUGGUGGCAGAUAAUAGAAGAAAUAUCUACAUAUUUUAGAACCUGCCAAUGCUUUCAAGUCUUGCUCCCUACUAUACCUUCAUAAAAAUUGUGUCAUCUCCUUAUAAAUGAGGGUCCCUGUGACCCCUGAGUAUUCAUCCUCAUAGCAUCAGUUCCGUAGAAGGAAAUUGCAAUAAUGUAAUUACAAUAAAAAUGACCCCCAGAAAGUGAUUAUUAAUUCUUCACAGGCACAGACAUUUUUCCUAGUACCACUCUUUUCCUAAACCAGGCACAGGUCCUAAAGAUUGAAUCAUUUUACUUGUAGAGGUCUCUAGUCAUUUCCUUGGAUUAUUGUAUUUUCCUGAAGAUAAUACUAUAUAAAUCCAAAAAAAAAAACCAUGCUUUAGAGUCAGGGUAAAUGUAUACAUUGGGACACUUCAGAGUGAUGGGCUUCUGUUAAUAAUGAUGCCAGGAAAAUGUGUGAACUGUGACUGUCCUGAUCAAACUGCUCUGUGUAUCUACCCGUAUAUAGUUUUUUAACAAGAUUUCUUCCAAGAUUAUACAUCAAGGGUUUCUGCUUGUAUAACUUGGCUCAUGAGUACUUGCAGCCUUGUUUGUAUAUAUACAACAAUGACUUCUGUUAAGAAUAUGAAUUUAGGGGUGCCUCAGUGGCUCAGUUGGUUAAGCGUCUGACUCCUGAUCUCAGCUCAGGUAUUGAUCUCAGGGUCAUGAGACUGAGCCCUACAUUGCUCUGUGCUGGGCGUGGAGCCUACUUAAAAGAAAAAAAAGAGAGAAUAUGAAUUUAACCUUAGUAACUUCAUCUGUUGAAUAUUUCCAAGUGUGAUGAAUCAGGAGUCUUUGCCUUUCUGGCUUAUUAAGAUGUUUCUGGUUGCAGGAGGGAAAAAGUCCUGGGUAGAUACACUUCAAUGGGACAUUUGGAGGUAGUAUGGCAGUUUUAGGGUGAGUAUGUCCUACAUGCUCCAUACUACAAAGAUCUGCUUGCUCACAUCCCUCGAUUUGGCUUCCCAGAUGGCAUCAGCUUUAUCUUAAGGCAGACUCGUGGAAGUACAUGUGCUUUGUUCUCCUCCUUGUAGAGACAUGGGAGCUUUUCAGAUAUUCCCCCAGAACUGUUCUUUGUGUCCCAUUGGUCCUAACUAAGUUACAUGCCCAUCUUUUAAAACUCUGUCUUUUGAGUGGGAUUAUGGUUCACUUAGGCCUCACUUCUAGAGCCCGUGAUGGACUUGGCUUCUCCCAAAGUACAUGUGCUACCCUGGGGAAGUAUAGUUACCUAAACAGAAAUAAGGAGAGUUAUGAAGAGAAGAGGAACUCCUGACUAGCAGACCAAUUACAAUGUCCACUUCACUGCCCCCUGACCACUUGCUAGGCCCAGCAGCUAUCCUACCUGCCUCCCUGCCUCUAGACAAAUGUGUUCAUUCAAGUUGCUUUUGAUCUUUCUCUUCCUUUGAUGAGCAAAUCUCUCAUCCCUGGGCCUCCUGCUUACUGUCAUAUCUCCUCUGAAUGCCUGAGGUGAACUUCUGAGACUGGAGAUUCUGGAGGGUUGGUGGUCUUAGCAAAGAAAUUUACUGAACUGGAAUGGAUUGUAAUCAAAAUUAAGGAGGCUUCUUUUGCUCCUGAAUGCUACCACUAUUUCUUUUAGGAUGACCUUCAUAAACCUACAGAGAAUGAAAAACAUACUGUUUAUUUUCUUUACUUUGUACCCAUUUCUUACGUUACAUGUUUUCUUACUGAGGUCAGUGCGAACUUGACAAAAUCGUUUAAAAAUGCAGAUUCAUAGCUUGUUAAAUGUAAAAGAGCUUUCAUCUCAUUGUGCUCAUUUUAUAGCCAAAGAAAUGGGAGUUCAGAGGGAAAAUGAUUCCUGUAGUUCAGAGCAGACACAUGUCCUUCAUCCCUAUGCUUUUUACUCCUAAUGAUUUAUACUGUGCUUUACAGUUUAUAAGGUUGUUUUUCAAUAUACUGUCAACUCUUGACUAUUUGGAGCCAAUUAACUGUGGUAAAAAAUAAAAUGCUGCCGUUUUUGAAAACUAUAAA
Herpailurus yagouaroundi (jaguarundi) is the source of this 4102-nucleotide messenger RNA. It is a transcript of the gene CYP2R1, whose product is annotated as cytochrome P450 family 2 subfamily R member 1. Gene Ontology annotation, molecular function: heme binding; iron ion binding; oxidoreductase activity, acting on paired donors, with incorporation or reduction of molecular oxygen, reduced flavin or flavoprotein as one donor, and incorporation of one atom of oxygen. The coding region runs from base 67 to 1572 and encodes 501 amino acids. Gene Ontology annotation, cellular component: cytoplasm; intracellular membrane-bounded organelle. The record is from RefSeq and is a predicted model, not a curated record. Gene Ontology annotation, biological process: xenobiotic metabolic process. Lineage: Eukaryota; Metazoa; Chordata; Mammalia; Carnivora; Felidae. The transcript has 5 exons.